AUGGUUCUGCCACCAGAACCAACGAAAAAUCAAAAUCAAAUUAAAGAACAAGAUAUUGAACUGGCUGUUGGCCUAGCUGGCUUUGGAAAAUUUAGUAUUAAAAUAAUAUUACUUUGUGGAUUUAUAUUUUUAAAUUCGGCAUUUAAUAUUAGCAGUGUUGGUCUUGUGUUACCAUCAGCAGCAUGUGAUUUUAAUCUCACGACAAUUGACAAGGGUCGCAUAACUUCAUCACCAAUGUUGGGUAUGUUAUUUGGAUCAUAUUUUUGGGGUUGUUUGGCUGAUUUAUCUGGACGUAAAUCAGCACUUUUAUUAUCUCUGCUAAGCCAUGGAUUAUUUGAAAUAAUAUUAUCAAUAACUCCAAACUACUGGAUAUUUAUUGUCCUAAAAUUUUUCAGUGGCUUCUGUGUAACAGGUCAUGGUGCAGUUGUAUUCACAUACCUGGGUGAAUUUCAAGCUCCAAAAAUACGUGAAAAAAUAUUAUCAACAAUGGAAAGUGCCUGGUCAAUUGGUCUUCUAGCAAUGCCACUUGUUGGAUGGUUAAUAAUUCCCCUCGAUGUAAAUUACACAACAAAUUAUUUUUCUUAUCAUUCUUGGAAUUUAUUUGUUUUCAUCUGUUCACUUGGAUCAAUUCUAAUAUCAAUAUGGCUUUUAUCAUUUCCUGAAACACCAAAGUACCUUGCUGAAUCAAAUAACUUCGAAAAAUUAUCAAAAACAUUGGAUCACAUGCAUUAUGAAAAUACUGGACAAACAUUUGAUGAUUAUCUUAAAAAAUUAGAAGACAAUGGAUGUAAUUAUUUAUCAUUAAUACUAAAAAAUCCACCGUCAAAUUUAAUCAAUUCAAGAAGACCAUCAAGAGCUGAAAAAACAUUUGAUUUAUUUAUGAAAAUUUUUAGUCAAGCUGUUGAUUUAAUUAGACCACCAUUUUUAAUACGAACAAUUAUUAUUUGUGUUAUUAUGUAUUGUCUUGGAUCUUCAUAUUAUGCAUUGAUACUUUGGUUUCCUGAAUUGUUUCAACGUUUUGCGAUUUUUGAAAUUAAUCAUCCUGGUGAAACAGCAAGUGUUUGUCGUGUUUCUGAAAAAAACUUGACUAGCAUUAAUAUGAAUGAGUGCCCGACAAAUAUAUCGACAGAUGUUUAUUUUCAUACAGCAAUUUUGGGAGCUGCUUGUAUCCCACUCAGCAUAAUGCUGCCAAUAUUUGUUGAAAAACUUGGAUAUAAAUUUUAUUUAGUUUUAUCAAGUGCAAUUGCAUCAAGUGUUACAAUGGGUUUAUUUUUUGUUGAAACUUCAUUUCAAAAUUUAAUUCUUUCAUGUAUUUUUGAAGCUUUUACAUCAGUUGGUACUUGCAUUAUUCUCUGCAUUAUUGUAGAAAUUUAUCCAACAAAAUUAAGGGGAAUCGCAUCAGCAGUGUCAGUAUUUUUUUGUCGGCUUGGUGCCUUGAUGGGAAAUUCUCUAUUUGGUUAUUUAAUUGAUGAACAUUGUGUUACAUUAAUCAUCAUCAUAGCCACUCAGCUUCUAGUUUCUGCUAUUCUUGGUUUAAUUAUUCCAAUA
Molecule: messenger RNA, 1548 nt
Organism: Aphidius gifuensis
Lineage: Eukaryota; Metazoa; Arthropoda; Insecta; Hymenoptera; Braconidae
Product: synaptic vesicle glycoprotein 2B-like
Exons: 10
Biological process (GO): transmembrane transport
Cellular component (GO): membrane
Molecular function (GO): transmembrane transporter activity
Source: RefSeq, a predicted model, not a curated record